This is a messenger RNA of Drosophila nasuta, 3062 nucleotides long. RefSeq lists its product as uncharacterized. The transcript is spliced from 15 exons. The record is from RefSeq and is a predicted model, not a curated record. NCBI's taxonomy places the organism in Eukaryota, Metazoa, Arthropoda, Insecta, Diptera, Drosophilidae. The coding region runs from base 452 to 2314 and encodes 620 amino acids.
UGGUGGAGUUGCGACGCAAUUCAGCGCGAUUGAUUCGCCAAAAAGUGAUUGUGAAAUAAUAUUGUGAAAUUAGAUCAUUGCAAGACGAGUUGCUUACGCAAAUUGACAGAAAUCGGAACUCUCUUUGAAAGGCAACCAAGCAAGUUCUCAAGGCACUGAUAAUUAUUUCGAUACUAAGAAAACAGAAGCGAUCGACAUCGACGGCACAAUUAAGAUCAGAGCUGCUGAGCACGUGAAGCUAACUGAAAUAUCUUUGAAUCGACAUCGAUCCACAAUCAAAAGGGGUAGCUGACGAGCUGGCACAUGAAGACGGAUAUAAAGCUGGAUAUAGAAAUCAAAUUGAAACGCACAUCUUUAACUGCAGCUACAACUGAACUCAACUGAACUCAACUGAACUGAACUGAGCUGAACUGUUGGUUAUAUACUGCAAACUACAUUGGGACUAUACAUCAUGUAUGCCUUUGAGGCUAAACUCUUUGCGGAGAUCGAGAAAACGCAAGCGCGAUGGGACGCUCGGGAAAAAGAAUUACGUGAAAAGGAGCAGAAGGCAGCCGCCAAGUUGAAUCUAGAUGCUAAACCGAAGCCACCUUCGGAAAGCGAACUCCACGAAAUGGAGUUAGAGAAAAUUUGUAAAAAUUUUCAAAAGCUGCUACCUAAACUGGUGCCUGAUCAUUGCGAUUGUAGUCCAGAGUUUCAAGAGAUGUUAAAGAAGGACGGGUACAUGUGCUGUGUACCAGCAGCAAAGGCAGCGGGCCUCUACGUUGGCGUCCCCGAUCCCCCCAAACCCGACUCGGAGAGUCCCGAAGUUUCUCCUCCACAUACGCUGGAUGACUUACUCCACGAAAGCAUGUAUAAAUAUCAUUUGCCGGAGCCUCCAAGGAAGCGUAAGAGCAAUGAGUCGAUUACCGAAGAGGAGGCAACUACGAUCAAGUCAACUGGUGCUGUGCCCAAAACAACAAUCAAUCGAAGUGAGUUACCUGUCAAGCGGAUCAACAAACAGAACGGCUGUUCAUCGCAGCCUUUGAAAAAGAAAGUGAAGAAAGAACAUCUGGAGGAGCCGGAGCCGGAAAUUGAUCUCGACUGUGAAUUUGGCAUGGAGAACAUUCAAAAGUUUCGCUCAAAUACCGUGCGUGAGGAUCCAUUGCCCUCAGGCAUUUGCUUGACCAAUCAAAUAAUGUUCACAAACCAAUUUCACGUUGCGAAGCCGCUGCCGAUGGUUGCCAAUGCAUUGGACAUUAAGAAAAGCGAAGCGAUGACUACGCUCAAGAUUGAUGACAAUAUUGAUCCCCAAGACGAGCAGUCACCCGGCUAUUCGCAGUGUGAGACACGUCCCGGCACUCCCUUUGAGUUGCAGCCAGUUGAAAGCGAUCCCGAAGACGAACAGUCACCCGGCUAUCUGCAGUGUGAGACACGUCCCGGCACUCCCUUUGAGUUGCAGCCAGUUGAAGGCGAUCCCCAAGACGAACAGUCACCGGGCUAUUCGCAGUGGGAGACACGUCCCGGCACUCCCUUUGAGUUGCAGCCAGUUGAAAGCGAUCCCGAAGACGAACAGUCACCGGGCUAUUCGCAGUGGGAGACACGUCCCGGCACUCCCUUUGUGUUCCAGCCAGUUGAAGACGAAGGCAAGGAGGCGCUGCCGAUAGCAGUUGCCUAUGCAUUGGGCCUUAAGAAAAGCGGAUCGGUGCCUACGCUUAAGAUCGAUGACGAUCGUGAUCCCCAAUUCCAGCAGUCACCGCGCUAUCCGCAGUGCAAGGCACCUCCCUGCACUCCCUGCACUCCCGCUAAGUGGCAGCCAAAGGAAGGCCAAGGCGAGAAGGCGCUGCCGAUAGCAGUUGCCUAUGCAUUGGGCCUUAAGAAAAGCGGAUCGGUGCCUACGCUUAAGAUCGAUGACGAUCGUGAUCCCCAAUUCCAGCAGUCACCGCGCUAUCCGCAGUGCAAGGCACCUCCCUGCACUCCCUGCACUCCCGCUAAGUGGCAGCCAAAGGAAGGCCAAGGCAAGGAGGCGCUGCCGAUAGCAGUUGCCUAUGCAUUGGGCCUUAAGAAAAGCGGAUCGGUGCCUACGCUUAAGAUCGAUGACGAUCGUGAUCCCCAAGUCGAGCAGUCACCGCGCUAUCCGCAGUGCAAGGCACCUCCCUGCACUCCCUGCACUCCCGCUAAGUUGCAGCCAGAGGAAGGCCAAGGCGGUUGGCUGUCUCCGCCUGUCGUCGUCGACGAUGGGAGGCUCGAUUUGCUGUCGUCGAGCAUCCCAGAGCAUAAUACCAUUAUCGAGAAGAUGCUCGAUAAAAACCCAGUCGGUCGCUUUUAUUGGGAUUAACGAAAUUUGAUAGUAUAAUGGUUACAUCGUCAAAGUAACUUUGACUAGUUUAAUGGAUUUUGAUUUUUGUUUUCUCGCUGCCAUUGCAACAUCCAUAUAUUUUUGAUUUCAAUAUUUUCUUUUUAUUUUGGUUUUUGUCAUUUUGAACGCACUUGACACAUCAAUAUCUCAUCUUAUUUUGAUCAACUAUUUUCCCAAUGACAAUUCGCUGAAUCAUUUGUCGCCUGUUCGCCUGAAAAGAACAUUCAGUUUAAUUUGUUCGAUGACUUCCCAGUUGUUGGAUCUUCAAACUAUCGUUAGAUAAGGGAUCGAUGAAAAUUCCCCAUACAUUUUAAUACAAACAACAUUUGCAGCACUUCUAUAUAUUUUGAUAGUAUAAUGGUUACAUCGUCAAAGUUAUUUUGACUAGUUUAAGGGAUUUUGAUUGUUUUUUCGCUGCCAUUAUUAAAGCAUUUGGUUGACACAUCAAUAUCUCAUCAUAUUUUGAUUAAAUAUUUUCCCAAUGACAAUUCGCUGAAUCAUUUGUCGCCUGUUCGCCUGAAAAGAACAUUCAGUUUAAUUUGUUCGAUGACUUCCCAGUUGUUGGAUCUUCAAACUAUCGUUAGAUAAGGGAUAGACGGAAAUUCCCCAUACAUUUGAAGGCAAUCAAAAUUUGCAGCAUUUCUUUAUAUUUUCUAUUAAAAAUCAUUCUAUUAAUUAAGUCAUAUACAAACAUUACCUCUUAUGUAACUCUCUGAAAAAUGCAGAA